AAUCCUUAGAUAAGAUUUGUCACAUCUUAGUUGGAAUCAGUGGUUGGAAGCCCCCGACAUUUUAUGAAAUACGCGAGUGCGUUCAGUACAGAUAUUUUCAUUUGAGGUUAAGAUUUUCAGCACAUGCGGUAAAAAUCAGUCGCUGAGAACUUGCGGCCGGAAAUUGUUUUUUUUUUCACAUGUUAAUUUUGCGUAUUUAUCGCGCCACUUUUGCUUUUAAUUAUUUCGUGAACAAUAAUCACAAUAGUUAUUAUCACUCUAUAUGAUCUUUUCUAUUUUUAUAUUCCGCUGAACGCAUGAAACGUGUUCACGCCGCGAUGGAGCUAGAAAAUUAUAGUAACAUUCCAUCGUCCAAAGUUCGUCUUGUGGAACGAAAUGUUACGCCUCAAGGAGUUACAUUGGUUAAUCCAUCGGCUAUUGCAAAAAAAGCACCGAAUGAUUUAGUGAUGCUCGCUCUGGAGAUACAAAAGGCGGACAAUUUUGUCAAGGCUAACGCCUGCAACAAGUUACAAAUAAUCGCUGAGCAAAUGAAGUUUCUUCAAAAGCAAGCCGAGAAUGUUUUAUUGGAGGCGAAACAGCAUACGUACUUGCAUCACGCAGCUUGUAAUUUUCGAAAGCAACCAGGACACAUUUACCACGUUUAUAUGAGAGAAUCUGAACAGACAUAUUUCUCUAUGCUAAGUCCAGAGGAAUGGGGUGGAGACGGUCCGCCACAUUCCUACAAAGGAUCUUACAGAUUGGAGCAUGAUCAGUCAUGGACACCGGUUUCAAAGAUGAAAAGCAAGGAUGACGAGCUGCACAUGAUUCAUAAAAUUUUAGAUGCAAAUCAGGCCUUUUCAAUAACUGAUGAUCCUAACAGAAUGAACAUAGAUAAUUGAUUUUGGAGAAACGUACUCGUUUAGCAUAACUAGCCUCAUGUAAAGAUUAUCGAAGGUAAUCUUUUUUUCCUGAUACUUUACCAGAAAAAAAUGUUAGUCUCGGAGUUCGUCUUUGAGAAUAUUCUAGUACUUGGAACAAGCACCGACCUCUGCUUGACUUCUUAAUCAGCUAUUACAAUUACCAAUGAAAUGUGACGGUAAAAUAUUAAUUUGUCUAUAAAUAUAUGAUGCACUCACCGCCAAUGUGGCAUCAAUGCAGCAUCGAUUGAUGUUUUAACAAUUAUGUAUUUUCAUUUCAAGAAACAGUCGUUUUUGUAUAGUAACAAGUGUUCCUUUCAUAACAUUCUGCCUGGUGGCAGUCUAACAAUGUAUGCGUUAUAACUUGCUCUAAAGAACUAUUUAUAGAAUUUACACACCAAUGUCCUGCAAUGUGAACUGAAGUUUGUGUUCGAUAAUCGCGUGCGUCGUUGAUCAACUAUACAGCACUGCAAUUGUCACACAUUGGUGUGAAUUUAAAGCUAACAGUUUCUAAAAAUAUUUUCCUAUUCAUUUACUCGGGAACAAGUGAUGACUAUGUAAAAUAUGCAUAAAAAUUUGAUGAAAGAUCAAUUCAUUCAUGGAAGUACAAUUUAUAUUAUUUCAUCGCCUCAUAUGCCAGUGAACAAAGUUAGUUGUCUCUAG
Neodiprion fabricii is the source of this 1559-nucleotide messenger RNA. RefSeq lists its product as uncharacterized. The transcript is spliced from 4 exons. The record is from RefSeq and is a predicted model, not a curated record. Lineage: Eukaryota; Metazoa; Arthropoda; Insecta; Hymenoptera; Diprionidae. The coding region runs from base 297 to 878 and encodes 193 amino acids.